AUGUGUGAUUUGUUCCACGCAUUAGAUAUCUUGGCAUCAACAAGUUCGAUCUGGAACCUUUGUGUGAUCAGCCUCGACAGGUACGAUUCUAAUAUUCAUGCAAAAAUAUUGGAGAAAAUUCCUGAUUUUUUUGAACGCAGAACCGUUAAGUGCAAUAUACAUGAGCUGGGCCAAGAUCCCAUAGGAUAUCGUGAUAAAGUCUCGAAACGACGUAUUUUGAUGGCUAUUUGUGGCGUAUGGAUGAUGUCCGCUUGUUUGUCAUUCCCAGCUAUUAUUUGGUGGCGGACCACAUCACCUCAUUUGUAUGAACAUAAGGUAAAAAAAUUAUUUGCAGAAUUUCGCAUCUUAAUUGUGAUGAGCAGAGUUGAUUAG
Messenger RNA from Cooperia oncophora, 372 nucleotides. The record is from the annotation of a GenBank genome assembly. NCBI's taxonomy places the organism in Eukaryota, Metazoa, Nematoda, Chromadorea, Rhabditida, Trichostrongylidae.